This is a messenger RNA of Nelumbo nucifera (sacred lotus), 2191 nucleotides long. RefSeq lists its product as uncharacterized. The record is from RefSeq and is a predicted model, not a curated record. NCBI's taxonomy places the organism in Eukaryota, Viridiplantae, Streptophyta, Magnoliopsida, Proteales, Nelumbonaceae.
UUCUUUUUCUUCUUGGUUUUCUUCCUAAUAAUCUACUACUCCAUAGCCUUCAAUUGCUUCCACUUUCUUCCAUUCUUUCACAAGUAUGGAAAUUGAAGAAUCCAUGACAGAAAGUAUCCAUAGUGACUCAAAAUUUGAUGGAUACCAUGGAGAUAACCAUGCUAGGAAAAUGUUCCAAGCCCUGGUUAGAAAUCCAUCGGUGCGAAGAUAUGCAUCAGAUGUUUCAGAUGAAUCACUCGACAAAACAAAACCCAUUAAGAUGCUUCAGAUGGGCGUGGAUAACAACGAUCCUGCUGAGACUAAGUUUGCAUGGCUGCGUUCACAGUUGGUUGGAGCCGAUGUCGAAUUCGACACCCCCUUCGGAAAACGCCUUCUUACCUAUGCUGAUCAUACUGCUUCUGGAAGAGGACUUCGCUACAUUGAAGAUUAUAUCACCAACGAUGUUCUUCCCUUUUAUGGGAACACUCACACAAGCGACAGCUUCGUGGGAUACAAAACAACAAAGACGGUACAUGAGGCGACGAAUUAUAUCAAGAGUUGCUUAGGAGGCGGAAUUGACGAUGCACUCAUCUUCUGUGGCUCCGGCACCACAGCCGCGAUCAAGCGUCUCCAAGAGGUGAUGGGAAUUGCAGUUCCCUCGAUCAUGAGAGAGAGAAUGCUGAAGACCCUGAAGAAUGAGGAGAGAUGGGUGGUAUUCGUUGGGCCAUUCGAGCACCACUCCAAUGUCUUAUCAUGGCGUCAGAGCCUAGCGGAGGUGAUCGAGAUUGGACUUAAUGAAGAGGGUUUUCUAGAUAUGGCAUCUCUGAAGCAUCGACUUGAGAAUUAUAAAUCCUCCAAUCGUCCUAUGUUGGGUUCAUUCUCAGCUUGUAGCAACGUCACCGGAGUCUACUCAGACACACGAGCUAUUGCUCGGCUCCUUCAUCAACAUGGUGCCUUUGCAUGCUUUGACUUCGCUGCUAGUGGUCCAUAUGUAGAGAUCGACAUGCGAACAGGAGAGCUGGAUGGCUAUGAUGCUCUCUUUCUUAGCCCACAUAAGUUCCUUGGUGGGCCUGGAACUCCUGGCCUCCUCCUGAUGAGCAAGGCCUUGUAUCAGUUGAGAUUUUCUCCUCCAUCAACUUGUGGAGGAGGGACUGUCAGCUUUGUCAACGGCUUCUCUGAAAGGGAUACCUUAUAUUAUGAAGACAUAGAAGAGAGAGAAGAUGCCGGGACCCCACCCAUCAUCCAAAAGAUCAGAGCAGCUUUAGCUUUCUGGGUGAAGGAAUACAUUGGUUACAGUGUGAUUGAAGAACAGGAACAUGUCUUUGUAAAUGCAGCCGUCAGAAGGCUUCUCCCCAACCCAAACAUAUGGGUGUUAGGAAAUACAAAAGCAAAGAGACUAUCAAUCAUCUCUUUCCUUGUUUUCACCACCACAAAUUCUUCAAUGGAGGAGGGAGAAGAUGGUAGCAGAAGAGUAAGAGACAGAGGACUCAACAUGUGGAGGGAGUCAGGGAGCAAGAAGGAUAAGCCUCUCCACGGGCUUUUCGUGGCCAAGCUGCUGAAUGAUCUCUUUGGCAUACAGGCCAGAGGCGGGUGUGCUUGCGCCGGUCCUUAUGGUCACCUUCUGCUCGAUGUCAAAGAGACUCUUUCGCUUGCCUUUCGGUCUGCCGUCCAAAAGGGCUACUCUGGUGUGAAACCUGGAUGGACGAGAGUUAGCUUCCCCUAUUACAUGUCCAUUGAAGAAUUCGAGUUCAUCCUGGCUGCAAUGGAAUUUCUGUCGAUAUAUGGACAGCGAUUCCUUCCGCUGUAUCAUUUCAACUGGAAGACUGGCAACUGGACUUUCAAGAAGAGAGCAUUCGUGGAGAAACAAAUAGGGGAAGUGCAUGAGCUUGACUUCAGUAAAUUGUUGUUAGCUUAUAAGAAGGCUAACGGAGUUGUUGAUAAGUAUGCAUCCUACCUUGAGACUGCUAGAAACAUAGCGAAUUCCCUUCCGCAGUUUCCUCCUCCACGGAAGGUGCCGAAAGAUAUUGAUCUCAGCCUUGUUCACUUUAGGGUCUAGGUCCCCUCUCUGCUGUCCUUUUGUGGACCUGGACUCAUCUGCACAUACAGAAGUAAAAUAAAUAGGAAAAUUAGGAUUGCAUCCCGUAAUCCUUAGGGAAUUACAGCUCGUAAUCCCUAGGCUCAGUAUUGUAUGGGAAAAAAAAUUACAUAUAUA